Messenger RNA from Effrenium voratum, 1188 nucleotides. The record is from the annotation of a GenBank genome assembly. NCBI's taxonomy places the organism in Eukaryota, Dinophyceae, Suessiales, Symbiodiniaceae.
AUGCGCCGACUGUUCUCAUCGCCCCUGUUUCUGGUUCUCGCGCUCUGGCUGGCCGGCCUUGGCUGCGCGGCCCAGUUCGCCAAGAUGGCCGUGAUCCUGCCCGCGCUUCAGGACCAUUAUGGCGAGACCGGCGUGGCCUCGGGCUUUCUGGUCUCGCUGAUCGCGCUGAUGGGAAUCGUGCUGGGGCUCGUCGCCGGUGUCCUUGCCAUCCGCAUCGGGCUGCGGCGGCUGCUCCUGACCGGGAUCGUGCUCGGCGCUGUCGUUUCCUUCAUCCAGGCCACUAUGCCGCCCUUUUCAUGGAUGCUGGCGAUCCGGUUCGUGGAGGGCCUGUCGCACCUCGCCAUCGUCGUCGCCACGCCGACAUUGAUCGCGCAGAUCACGCCGGCCCGGCAUCAGGGCGCGGCACUGACGUUGUGGGGCACGUUCUUCGGUGUCGCAUUCGCAGCCGCCGCGCUCAUCGCGCCCGCCCUUGUGAGCGCCGGCGGUCCGGGUGCGGUUUUUUUGGCGCACGGCGUCUAUAUGGCCGUCUUCGCCGUGCUGCUGGCCCUCGUGCUGCCGCGCCCUGCCCCGCUCGCCGUGGCCGCGCCGCCGCUCGGCCCGCGCCAACUCAUUGCCCGUCACAUCGACAUCUACACAUCGCCGACGAUCGGCGCGCCGGCGAUCGGCUGGGUGUUCUACACACUGACCUUUGUGGCCCUGCUCGCCGUUCUGCCGCCAUUCAUCGAUGCUGAGCAGCGCGUCCUUGCGACGGCGCUGAUGCCGCUUGCCAGCAUCGUCUCCUCGAUGACGAUGGGCGUCUUCCUGCUGCGUUUCGUGCCGGCCACCACCGUGGUUCAGAUCGGCUUCGUGGCGGCGGCGGUCUUCGGCGCGCUUUUCGCUGUUGCCGGGCCGGCGGCAUGGCUGGCGGUGGCGCUGUUUGCCUGCCUGGGCCUCGUGCAGGGCGCCAGCUUCGCCGCUGUGCCGCAACUGAACGCCGGCACGGCCGACCGGGCGCUGGCCAAUGGCGGGCUGGCCCAGACCGGCAAUCUGGGCAACACGACCGGAACGCCGCUUCUGAUCGCCAUCAUCGCCGUCACCGGAUUUGCCGGCGUGCCCUGGUUCCUGCUUGGCUGCUAUCUGAUCGCCAUCGGCGCCAAUGCCGCAUUGGCACGGCGCCGGCGCCAGGCAGGUUCAGGGGCUGUUUCUUAA